This is a messenger RNA of Ooceraea biroi (clonal raider ant), 13485 nucleotides long. RefSeq names its product vacuolar protein sorting 13D (gene Vps13D). Gene Ontology annotation, molecular function: protein binding. The record is from RefSeq and is a predicted model, not a curated record. NCBI's taxonomy places the organism in Eukaryota, Metazoa, Arthropoda, Insecta, Hymenoptera, Formicidae. Gene Ontology annotation, biological process: protein retention in Golgi apparatus; protein targeting to vacuole; mitochondrion organization.
UUUUCAUUCGAAAGAAGAAAAAGGAUAGAAAAUAUUCUGAAGCAUUUGUAAUGUCAGCUGGAUCGCGGCUUCACUUUCUGAAUACAGUUGUAGUUGUUGUCGGUCAUCGACGGAGAACCGUUAUUUAAAAUGGAUUUCAAACACCGUGUCAAGUUACGGACUUUUAGUGAGAGACACAACGAUAGUCCAGAUUUCGAGAAUUCGUAUGAUAUAUAAGUGACAUAACCUACAACAAACUUACUUAUGCCUAUUCGUGCGGAUAUUUUCGAUUCGACAGUGACAGAGAUUUUGUUUGUGCAAAAUGUUGGAAGGACUCGUGGCUUGGGUGCUAAACAACUAUCUCGGCAAAUACGUAGAAAAUCUGAACACGGAUCAGCUGAGCAUUGCCUUGUUAUCGGGGGAAGUUGAAUUAGAAAACUUACCCUUGAGACGCGAAGCUCUCCGUCAUAUCGGGCUACCGAUCGAAAUUAAGGCUGGAUUUAUCGGUAAAGUUAGACUGCAAGUGCCAGUUAGACAAAUAAGGACUGCAUCAUGGGUGAUAGCUAUAGAGCAGCUUUAUCUAGUAGCAGGACCAAUUAAUAUAAGCGAGUACGACAAUGAGGCGGAAGAACAAGCAAUAUUGGAAUAUAAGCUUAGUCGAUUGGAUGGGUUGGAAGCCAGAUGGAAAGCGGAUGUAGAGCACGAUCCUGGUUAUUAUGCCUCGAGUUACAGUUCGUGGUUAAGUUAUGGCACGUCUUUAGUAACAAACGUCAUUGAAAAUUUACAAUUAAAUAUCAAAGAUGUUCAUAUCAGAUAUGAAGAUGGUGUUACGCUACCAGAUGAUAAUGGUAUUGCAUUUGGUAUUACAAUUGGUGCAUUAACUGCUCAAAAUUGUGACGCUAGUUGGAUACCUAGUUGCACGUCUUGGAAUCUAACAGACGCGUCUUUUAAGUUGAUGGAACUCGAUAGUCUUUCGAUUUAUUGGAAUCACGUAAAAAAGGAUGAACUUUUUGGUGGUCUUAAUUUAGGCGAUCUGGCUAUUGCCAUGAGCAAAUCCAAAAACUCGACGAAGCACCAUAUUUUAUCACCUGUGAACGCAAGAGCACACAUCAAAAGAGAUCGAACCGAGCGUCCAUUAAGAUCUGUUAAUAAACCACGUAUUGUAGUAGACCUACGUUUAGACGAAGUACCAUUGUCCAUAACAGAUAUUCAAUAUGAAGAAAUGGUUACAUGUAUCAAAGAUCUGCAUCGCAUAAAUCGUCGUAAACAACAGUGGCGUUGUAGACCUAUAGUUCAUGUUAAGGAUGGCUGCAAGGAAUGGUGGAAGUACGCUGCCAGGUGUCAUCUCGGUAGAGAUACGCUCAAACCUAAACAAUCUUGGGAAGAUGCGCUUUCCAGAGCCAGACAGAACGUUCGUUACGUUCAAGCGUACACUAAAUUAUUAAGUACACCCACUUCAAUCCUGUCCCCGGAGACUAAAGCGUUGAAGGAGAAAGUUGAACACGAACGGAGUUUUGACGAACUACGAGCAUUGAGAGAAUUGGCUAUGCACAAGGUGAGACCUACGAAGCCGCAGCGAGUGUCGAACGGGAAAGUGCCACAAGGACGCGGCAUGCUCCUGCAGUGGUUUCCACAGUGGUGGGGUUGGCACUCGAAAACUCCUCACAGCAACGGAGCGCAAACCGAAGGUAACUCGACAACGUUCGACGGUGAGCUGCUGGACGUUCUGGCGGACACCAUGGACGACGAUACCCUGUUACGUCGCGACAUGGUAUUCGGGCAGUUCAAUUUCGCUCUGGCGCAGGGCGCGGUAUCGCUGUGCACCGCGAAAAACGGCUGCGACGGCACGAAAACUGUAAUAGAACUGAAGUUCGAGAGAGUGAACCUGAGUUACGAGUCGCGACCCAGAUCUGGGUCGCACAAGUUCUCGAUCAGUCUGGGCACGUUGCAUCUCCACGACUUUCUCACGGAGAAUUCCACGUUUCCCAUUUUGGUGCAGCCUCAGGUCGCGUCUAGCGUGUUCUCACGCGUCCGCAACUCGUCGGAGAAACUAACAAAACAGGCGCCGUACAACUUGUUCGAACUGAUUUACGAAAAGAGGCCAUUUCACAUCAGCAUGGAUCAUCUGUUGCACGUGUACUCGCAGUCGUUAGAUGUCGUGUAUAAUCCGACUGUGAUAUACUGGCUGGUAGACUUUAUGUGCAAGCCGCACCGUUCGGCGUCGUCCAAUCAACGAUUGCAAGCGAUGAAACGUCGCACGAGAAGGCAGCUGAUCAAGAACUGGGAACAGAUUCUCGACGGUGACUUCGUGUACCGCUCGUCGUGGGACUUGCAGUUCAAGAUCUCCGCGCCACAGAUCUUGCUGGUGGAGAGUUUCGUCGAUGUCAACGCGGCCGUGGUGAUGGUCGAUUUCGGCAAGCUACACCUGUCGAACAACACGAAUCUGAAUCAGAUAAUGAUGAAAACGGAAUCGACCAUCAGCGACGACGAGGAAGAGAGAUUUGAGACGCCUUGCUCCACUCCACCUGGCAGCCAGGAGAAUGGCUCGCCACAUGAUUUCCAGGGCCUAUCUGAAACGGAAUUGUACAAGAAAUUGUACGAUCAGUAUUCCAUUGAUUUGGUGGAUCUGCAGAUUCUGGUGGGCAAGGCGAAGGACAAUUGGAAGCACGUUCGUACAAGGGGUAUGUCGACCUUACAUUUCCUCGAGCGUUUCAACAUAUCCCUACAAGUUGAACGACGUGUCUUCACUACGUCGGAUCCCAACUUUCCUUCGGUCACAGUAUCCGGCAAUCUGCCAAGACUGGUAGUGCACGUAAACGAGCAUAAAGUAAGUGCGAUGCGCUUAAUGUACAAUUUAUUAUCCAGCUUCUCCACCUCUGCUGGCAUUCCACAAAAUACGGAAAUCGUUAGCAUCGAACCUGAAAGCCCCAGGAAGGAAGAGAAUCUGGAUCGUUCAUUGAGCCACGCUGUGAUGGUGCAAUUUAUCAUCGACCAAAUGACUUUUGAUUUGCAAUCGAGAGGUCGCAGCGUGGCGGAGCUGCAAGUGUCCGGUGUCCGAGCAGCUCUCAGCAAAAGAGUGGCGGAUCUAAGCGUUUCCCUCUCUGUCCACGGAUUGCUCUUAGUCGACGCUCUUCAGGAAUUUGGUUCCGAUUUUGAACUACUUGUGGCUAGUCAUAAGCACGUCGGCAUGGAUAGUGUUUCCGGCAUCUUGAGAGAUUCGGACCCGACGUCACCUAUCUCACCGGAGUCGCCUGAGUCGCCGGACUUUACGAAACCACCGCGACUGACCUCGCCAGUCGCCCUGACCAACGCGCUGUCUAAUCUGGUGAACAAAGUGAAAACUCCACAUUCACCUCGUGAAAUGAGAAGUAACUCGUUAGUCGGUUUGGAAAAAUUGGAUUCGGAGGCGCUGAUCGUCGUGGAACUGACGCUGGUGGACGACCCCACAGAGAACCUGAGGAUGGCAAACAUACAAUUCAACAACCUAGACAUCAUAGCCAACCAAGCGACGAUAGUAGAAUUAUUGGGAUUCUUUCAGAGAAUUUUGCCGUUGCAGAAAUCAAGGUCGGCGCACAUUGCAAGCCGGACAGAUUCCUUGUCGAGUCAGAACACAGAGAUGAAGACAUCGACGAGAACGGAAAUCACCUUCGACUUUCAUCGCUUGAACGUGCUGCUUCUGCGCGCAGUGGUGCAGGAUAAUCAUUUGGUGGGACAGAAGAUCGCCACAGCAACCAUGUCGGACGCGCGCAUACAAGCCACCUUGGCCGCGAACACGUCGAUAUCGGGAUCGCUUGGUGGAGUGCAGAUGCUCGACCUGACUCCAACUGGGAAGACCCAUCAGCGGAUAAUCAGCGUGGGCAGAGAUCCGUUAGCGGAUCCGCCACAUCAUCCCCUAGAACAUUUCAGCGGACUGUCCGAUCAACAACAGGAGGCAUUCAAAUUUCUGGCCAAUCGUAGCACCAAAUAUACCAGCGAGGAUUGCACGGAGAUCGACCUCGAUCUCACGAUACGUGUGGCUAGCGUCUGGUACACCCACGUGCCGCAUCUGAUAUCGGAGUUACGCUCGUGUGUCGACGAAUUCAAGCAGUACCUGAGCAACUUCGCGCGACAAAUCAGCGCAGCCGCCACUGAUAUGGCAAUCGGUUUGGUGAACGCCGACGAUUGGACGAUACCAUCGCGUAAACGACUGCCAAGCGUCUCGGUCGAUCUGGACAAUUCAAACACUUUGUCGUUAAGAUUGGACGUGCUUCUAGAGAGUCCUGUGCUCGUGAUGCCGCGCUCCUCGCACAGCAAACAGGUAUUCGUAGCUCAUCUGGGCACGAUGUUGCUGCAACACGAGCCUCACCUAGGCUCGAUGGCGAAACAUAAAGUCACGUUGGAGGUGCGCGACAUGAAUCUGUACUCUCUCGAGAUAUCCAGUAACAUUGGGCAGUCACAAAACAAUUUGCCGAUGAGAGCCGAGGAGAUGUACUCGUGCAAGGAGUCCGGCAAGCCAAUACUGCACAAUACGACGCUCAAGAUCUUGGUGGAGAAGCAGAACACGUUGACGCAAAGUAUGACUUUUCUGCUGGAUGGCGACUUUACAAAUAACGGUCCAAUAGUACAAGUGCACGGCGCCGUGAUAACACCGCUCAAGGUGUCCCUCUCACGUGGGCAGUACGAGCAACUGCUUGACACUAUUAAUCGACUGUUCUCCAUGCCUACUGUAACUGCCACGGCCGCGGUCGCCGAAUAUGAUGACAUCGACGGAGUGUCUGGUUAUUCGGAGAAGCUUGAUCUGUGUGUUAAGGUCUCGUUUGAACUGCCGAGUUUUAAUGUGGAAUUGAAACAGGCACACUCGGAGCAACCAUUGGUAGAAUUGUCGAUGCGAGACUUCGUCGUCAAGUACGAAAAGUUACAGCGGAAUGAAUCCAACAUUCAGGUUGCCUUGCGCUCUCUGCUAAUGGAAGAUCUUCUGUGCCCAGUCGAUUCGCGCCAUCGCUACAUGAUGCAGUCGUCGGCACCCACACGCGCCAAAUUGUCCACGGGCGCUUCCAAGUCAUGUCCGGAUCUUGCCUUCGCGCGGCAAUACAAAACCGCUUUCGGUUGCGGCAGCUUGCCGGAUCGAUUGGAGAGCGAUACUCUGUACGGCGCGAUUCCGCCUCACUGGCGCAGGAAACCGGCAGUCUCGUCCGCUGAGACGCCGAACACGCCGCCACCCUCGCCGGGCGGCAUUACGAGCGGGGAAAACUUGGUGCUAAUAAACAUCAACAUGAUGCAUCCUGAGGAGAGGCUUAUCGCGUCGGAUGAAGAUCAGUUCUACCGUAAGACGGUAACCGUGGACUUCAACUGUCUCGACUUGGUGAUAAGCGUAGAAUCGUGGAUGGUGGUAUUCGACUUCUUCGGGAUUGCCGGUCUGUCUGGGGCAGCGGACAGUGAGAUCGCUGCGCAUCGAGCCACUCCUGACAGCGAUCGUACCAGUGGAAGCAAGACAGACGAAGACCUGAUAGUAAGAUCGGAAACGGAGAUAGAAGUGAGGUCGUUGACGCUGGUGCUGACGCAACUGGAGCGCGAGAUAGCGAAAGCCAAUGUAUCCAACGCUAACAUGCACAUUUUCAAAGCCGAGGAUGGCAAAACCAAGGUGUCAGGAUCACUAGGUUCCAUGUCGCUGCUGGACCUGACGCCGCACGGUCGAUUCUAUCGCGAGAGGUUUCUCUCAUCUGGCAGGAAAGCACUGCAUUUUCAAUACUCGAGCUACGCCGACUGCGAUGAGGAACCGUACGACGCGCGACUCAAGCUAGAAAUGUCUGCCGUACACUACGUUCACACGCAGAGAUUUGUGGCGGAGUUGCAAGCGUUUUUCGGCCACUUCUCGCAGCUGUGGAGUAUCAUGCGAAAUCUGCGAUCCGGCGCCGACGCUGUCAUAGACAUGAACAAGCGUGCCACGCGAUUGUCGUUAGAGUUGCACGCUGGUGCACCGGUGAUACUGCUGCCAGUAAGCUCCAGAUCCGACGAACUGAUCCUGCUGGACCUGGGCGAGCUUACGGCACACAAUAACUUUCAUACGUCGAUGGCCGUCCCGGAUUGCCUACUGGAUGUGAUGCUGCUUGAACUGGUUAAUAUGGACGUUUACGCAGCGCGCCGGCUCAGGUGCGACGCGAGUCUGGAUGAGGACACCCUAUCGGUAGGCGGCUUUCUCGUGAAGAAGAUGGGCUCCUCGCUGCUCACUGAUAAGUGUCAUCUGAAGCUGCGCAUCGAACGGAAUCUCGACACUUACAUUAGCCGCGACAUACCUGACCUCAGCAUACACGGCACGCUAUCGACGAUGGACUGCGCCCUGGACCCGAUGCAGUACAUGCUGAUCCGCGGCCUCCUAUCCUACAACAUCGGCGAGAACCUGGAUGAUCUGCGUCUCCUCGUGCAGGAUUUGAAUCACACGAUGGAGUAUACGAUCACGGCGGUAGAGAAUCGCGCGAACACGUGGACCCGAUCCUGCAUCACUCUCGAGCUGGUAAACGUGACGGUGAAGUUGCACCCGAGUCACAAUAUCGCCGCGCUGGCGUGCAUCAAUUUUAUUAAAUCUCGAUUAACGCUGGAAUCGCUGAGCGAUGGUUCGCAGGAUAUUGACCUGGUGUCGCAGGAGAUAUUGAUCACCGAUACACGUUUCCAGAACGAGCCGGCUGAUCGGCGGUGCAACGUGUUCACGCGGAUCCUACAGCCGUUGAGAGAUACCAUCAACGCGGAAGAUCGCGUUCAAGCCGAGGUGCAUCACAGGAAGCGCAAAACUUUCGCGGCGACGACUAUCCUGCUGCACAGCAUGCGAUUGACUGCCAUCCUGGACUGGUGGGAGGCUGUGCGAGACUUCGUGUUGUUGAACUCACCGGAACCCGACCCCAUACCUGGUACUGCGCAAGUGAUCGUCAAUCAAGAGGCCGAGGCCACCGAUGCUGCGAUCGUCGUGCCGUUCGAAUUGAAAAUCAACAUCACGGACUCCGAACUGGUCAUCGUCGAGGACACUGCGAUGCUCGACACCAACGCUGUAAUCUUGAAGACCACUGCCGUUCUGUCGUAUCGUUCGACACCGCAAAAGGGCAAGAAGCCCCUAUCUUGCAAUCUCUCGCACUGCGAACUGUUCUCGUGCGUUUUGGGCCUGGAGAACGAAACCGCUCUGUCAAUUAUCGACCCAGUCGGGGCGAGUUUGGAUUUGACACAUGACAAGUGCCUGGAGAUACAAUUGCAGCCGCUGUGCGUGAGACUGAGCUACCAUGAUGUGACCAUGUUCUCCAGGAUGCUGAGCUCACUGCCCAAGCAGACGUUAUGGGCGAAGCAAAGGUCGAGCGUAGUGGCAACGGAGAGCGAUCAGAUAGCGGAUACCCAAGUGUCGAAGCUGACUACGUUGGGUUUCGCGGAGGCGGACUGCAGAGUGGCGCUGGAUUGUUGCAACGGUCAGCUAGACGACGCCGCUUUGUGGCUAACGCAGAACGCCGUGCCGUCGAGCUCUGGAGCAGCCGCGACAGAGUCGAGCUUUCGCACUGUGGAGGUGCAGGCGUCCUGCAUGCGGAUUUGUAUCAUCGAUGACUGCCGGGACGCAGACGUGCCACUGCUGGAAGUUACGCUGGCGGAUUUCAACAUGCAGAAGAUGAACCAGCAACCCGGCUCGUUGUCCGCCACCUUCAGCGUGGAUUAUUACAACCGAGUGUUGAGUGGGUGGGAGCCAUUCGUCGAACCCUGGCGAGCGAAUAUUCAGUGGGAACAGACGCUCACUAACUCACUCGAUUCAAAGAGGCUGCACUUGUCCAUCAAUUCUCAGGACUCUCUGAACGUAAACGUCACCUUAACGUUGGUAGAACUCGUGCAACUAGUCAAGCACAACUGGACGCAGGAUUACUACCUAUCCAACGGAGAUCUAGUCGUCGACAAACCGGCGCUCAAGGCACAAGUGUAUCGACGACGAUCGCCUUUCAUACCUUUCGCUCUGAAGAACGAGACUGGCUGUAAGCUCUGGUUCAAAACGUUCAUUGCCACCGCGGAUGACACGAUAGAUGUCGGUAAAACGUCUUCUCAAGCGAGGAACGUUACGAAGAAGGACGACACGUGGAUAGAAGUGCUUCCGGGACGUACGACACCGUUUACGUUUGAAGUGAGGGGCAAGUUGAGGCAUCACGCAACGCAUAUUGUGAGACGGCAUCAAAUUGCAAUUUUAGUCGAAGGAUGGAAAACGGUUGAUCCUGUGACCGUCGACCGCGUGGGCAUUUACUUCCGGCACGCAAACGCUGAUACUAACGAGUUUCAGGCGAUUACAUCUAGAACUAGAAUCGUAUUUGCCGUGGAAUUGGAAGGAUCCGCCAGGAAGUUAGUUACUAUUAGGUCAGCUCUUCAAAUAUCCAAUAAACUGGCUCAUCCGAUCGAAAUCAAGAUGGAACAAUCGUUGAAUCAACUUGGAUAUUUACCACUAACUUCAAUUAACAGUGGGAGAAUUCUUCAAGUGCCGGCACAAUCGGUGAUGUCUGUGCCCCUGACACACACUGGAGUGCAGAUGUGCUUCAAGCCGUUCAUCUCGAAUCACCUGUUCCAAUAUUGCACGGAAUCAGUAGACUGGACGAUAGUCAAGAAACCACUGGAAGUCGUGGAAAAUCACAUCACUUGUCGAACCAAUCAGACCGAUAUAUUCAGAAUGUGCGUAGCGGUGAGACGAAACAAUUACCCGAUCGACAUGCAAAUGUUACCGGCGCACACGAUAACGGUAAUGGCUCCCAUUACACUGGCGAAUUUGUUACCAUACGAAUUGACGUACGAUACGGGUAUGGAGGGUGGCAGAAUUACGCCUGGCUGCAACGCAGACCUGCAUUGUUCUGAUUUGAACGAACAACUGGAGAUUACGAUUCAAUUGGACGGUUAUGUGGGAUCAGGAGUGAUAAUAUUGCCACCACACAGCUGUUCCUUCACUGCCCGUCUCAGACUGCUAGACUCCGCCAGCAGAAUGCUUUGCUUACAGGCAGCUGUAGUGGUGGAGAAAGGUUCAGCCAUGCAGAUCAACAUCACCGCGCCUUAUUGGAUCAUAAAUAAGACCGGCUUGCCAUUAGUGUUCAGACAGGAGGGUGUUGGUAUUGAAGCGGCGGGACAAUUCGAGGAGCAUGAGAGAGCGAGAAUGGUAGCGCCGCUGCUAUUUUCAUUCAGCGACGAGGAGGCCAGUAGGACUUUGUCGGUGAGGGUUGGCACUGAAGUGCAUCCUCACGGCGUACCACAGUGGUCUCAGCACUUUCAUCUGCAACCUGGGAUACACGUUCAUCGCUUGAGAGUUAGCUUACGCGACGGCAGACCGGACAUAGUCUACUUGAUCAGCGUGGCCACUCGCGCGGCGAGAGGAAGAUACAGGGCAACUACAGUAGUUACGCUAUCACCGAGAUACCAGCUGCAUAACAAGUCAUCUUAUACGUUAGAGUUGGCACAGAGAUGUUUCACAACGACAGUAUAUCAUCCAAAUGCUCAGGCGACGCACAUAACGAUCAUGCCCGAUUGUCACAUGCCUUUCCAUUGGCCACGAUUGGAUAAGGACUUGCUGCUUUGCGUCAGAAUCAUCGACGUGCCGAACUGUGUGUGGUCGGGCGGUAUCAGAUUGGACGACAAUUACUCGUUAACCGUUAACGUCAGAGAUGCCAUGGGGAAGAUGCAUUUCCUACGAGUGGACGUUGUGUUGCAGGAGAUCACUUACUUCAUCGUGUUUACCGAUGCCGAUACUAUGCCACCGCCUAUAAGAGUGGACAACUUCUCGGAAGUUGCACUGACUGUCAACCAGAUUGCAGUGCCCGACAAUCUGCAAUGGACCGUCAGAUCACAUUCAUCGGUACCGUACGCGUUGGAUGAACCGAUACAGGCCGCUGGUUUAGUGCUAACAGCACCGGGAGGCGCGACAGCUUCGUACGACCUAAAUGCGCUCGGGGAGGGCAGAGGACUGACUUACGAAAAUUUCAUUUAUAUCGCGUUCGCAGGUACUUUCAAGAGUGAUUCCGAUCUCGGAACAGGCGAGAGCGAUCUGGAUCCGUUGGAUGUAGAAACUCAGAGAUUGGUCUUAGAGGCUGGCCCCGGUGGCGUGGUCACCCUCCGAAGAAAACAGUACGGUGCUAGAUCACAACUUUGGAGAAUGACCGGUGAUGGACAGUUACAGCACGAAGGUUCCAGUCCACCAAGAGACAAACAUUCCAAAGCUGCAAACAUGAUAUUCGUUUUGGACAUAGCAGGCACUGCGCCACAACCGUUCACAUAUUGCCCCCUCGCCCUGAGAAAGCCUGACUCCAGGCGAAAGUCGACGCAAACGUGGCGAUUUACCGACGACGGUCGUCUGUGCUGCGCGCAUAAAAAUAUGUGUGUUCAGUCGAAAGAUGGCUUUAUAGGACUGUGCGAAGGCGGCAGUGUCGCCCGUUGGCAAAUGUGGAGCGAAGCUGUACUGGGUCCUCAGACGAACAGCAGUCCACCGCCGGUCGAACAACGAGUAGGUAGACAAAAGUUACGACCGGGCUCUGGAUUCUUAUCGAUAAGGGUGACUACCGACGGUCCGACUCGUGUUCUGCAAAUCCUGGACAUCAAGGAAAGGAAGAAAACGUUCGCCUUACUCGAGGAACGCGACUGGUCGCACAUUGCCGUGAGCCAUCGGCCCACUCAAGUCGACGCCGACGUUAAGAAGCUAGAUUCCAGUGAAUUGGAUCUGAAGCUGCACUUGCCGGCUGGUCUUGGAUUGUCCAUCGUCUCGCAAAGACCAGUGGAGGAGCUACUGUUCGCGCGAUUGGCUGGAAUCUCUUUGGAUGUAGUGCAGACCCCGUUGAACACCACGUUGGAUCUGAGCGUCGCUGACGUGCAGAUCGACAAUCAACUGUCCGAAGCGCAAUGCACGUCGGUUCUGUUCGUGACUCGUUCAUCCCGCACGGAGGACGAGUAUCGGCCUACCCUCCACGUGGUGGCCGAGAAGCUACAAUCGAGGAAUCAGAACGCCGAGAUAUACAAGCACGUCAUCGUGAGCGUCAAGCCCCUGUGCGUGCAUCUGGAAGAAAAGUUUAUCUUAAAGCUGGCAGCGUUCCUCGGCAUCGGCAAGUCGGAACUGGAAGUGCCAGUCGACGAAAAUGAUUUCAAGGCGCAAAGAUUCAUCUCCGAAGUAUCCGCUGCACACGCUAAGAGAUAUUACUUUGGUGCCUUAAAACUCGUUCCUAAUCAAGUAAAACUUAGUGUGCUCACCACUACGAAAUUGCCCUACCAUCUGCAAGCUGUAAAGAGGAAGCUGGGGUUGACUCUGAUUAACUUUGAGAAUGCCACCAUUGAGUUGGAACCGUUCAUCAAGAAGCAUCCGUUUGAGAGUAGCCAAUUCUUGAUGCACUCUAUCGUGAAGCACUAUAAAGAUGAACUGAAGUGGCAAGCGGCAGUUAUCUUGGGUUCUGUAGAUUUCUUGGGAAAUCCUCUUGGAUUUAUGAACGACGUGACGGAAGGUGUUUCCGGGCUUAUUUAUGAAGGCAGCGUGAAGAGCUUAGUGAAGAACGUCACGCACGGUAUCUCAAACUCCGCGGCAAAGGUCACGGAGUCCUUGUCGGAUGGUCUAGGCAGGGUGAUCAUGGACGAGAGGCAUGAGGAGGGCAGACAAAGAAUCCGAGCCAACACUACGGGUAGCAGCGAUCACUUGGUGGCUGGCUUGAAAGGUUUGGGCUUUGGUCUACUGGGCGGUGUCACCAGCAUAUUCAAACAGACUUAUGACGGAGCGACCAGCGAGGGUUUCCCGGGCUUCUUUGCGGGUUUCGGAAGAGGAGUAGUGGGCACAAUAACGAAACCCGUCGUCGGGGUUCUGGAUCUAGCGACAGAGACAGCCACCGCUGUACGCGAGACGAGCAGGAGCGCUAAUCGCACCAUACCGAAGCGUGAUCGACCGCCACGUGUGGUCAGUGGUUCCACCGGAUUGCUGCCACCGUACAAUCGCCAGCAGGCCGAAGGCCAAGAAUUCCUGUACAGCAUUAACAAUCGUGACUACUCCGAGCUCUUCGUGGCCUACGAGUGCUUGUGCAGCGGUACGGAAAAUCUCAAGGUGCUCGUGUCCAACGAGAGCGUGCGCAUCAUUUCUGGCGGGUCGAAGGCGAUAGUGACCCAGGUCAACCUAGCAGAUCUCUUGUGUUGCCAGCCGAUGCAAAAGCCCCAAAGCAAUAACGUCACCCUGUACUACAUAGAACUGAUAUCUCGCUUUGAUUCGUCAGCCGCGGUCAAUUUGGACGGAUUGGCCGAAUUGUGGAGGCGGCCAAAGGUGCGUUGCGACAGCGAGGAGGUAGCAAAACACGUAUCACAGCAGAUCAAUUAUGCCAAAGGGAUGCACGAAGAACGCAGCUUAACGUUGUCAUCGUCGGAUAAUAUGUUAGAUGACGUACAAUACUAUAAGUAAUCAUGCUAAUCGACCUUGCAAUGAGAAUUCGAUCUUAUUUAUUAGAGACUAUACAGUCAGGUUUUUAUCUUUCGUAGAGUGCACGAUCAGUAAUGUUUUAAUGAUCGCUUAACGUUAAGUUUACAAAAAGACUGAUGUGGAGGUACGGUGAAAGUACUGUAAAAAGUAAUGUGAUUUCAAUUAACGCCGGCACACGAGCCGUAGCUGCAAGUCGCACAUCGAAAUCUCGCAAUCAGACUCUCCUCUCGCGUCUUGCAGUUGUGGCGCAACUAUUUUGGCGUAAAAAUUUUUGAUACAGUUCGAUAAGGUAUAAAAAUCGAUAAGAUAAAAUAGAUAUAUAAAAAGAAAGUGAGAGAGAGAGAGAGAGAGAGAGAAAUAGGAAAUUUUCUAAUCGUGUACAUAGAUAUAUAUACGUGCUGGUUUCCUAAACGUUACAUGUACAUAAUCCAUGUUUCCAGUUACAGGAAAUUUUAGAAGCACUAUUUUCAAUGAGAUUUUUUUUAGAGCUAACCUAGAGUUAAAAGUCACCUGUAAAAAUUCAACGAAAAGUCAUCGCGAGCUUUUUUUUCCUCGGCUAAAAAUUUUACUGCGCUUUCAAUUGCUAACUCAAAGUUGAUGUAUCGAUUUUGGAACAAGUAUGAUUUUCUUUUUUUCACAAUUAGCUUAGACUCGAUGGUCUACAUACAUCUUUAUGUACAUACGUAUCAAAACCAACGAACUUAACACUUACUGUCGUGAAAAAGUAAAUUUAUGUAACAUAGAGAUAGCAAUGUAUCAGAAAAGCAAUUAAGCCAAAGCCUUCAUACGUAUUUACAUUCAGUAAACGUAAGAAUUACGAUAACAACAAUAAGAGCGUAUAUUUUGCAAGCAUCAGGAUUCGAUAGCACGUGUCUCCUCUGUUUUAUUUAACCACUCUUUCUGUUUUGUAAUGCCUCGUAACAUCUUAUCGCGUACUGAGAAACGUAUGUAAACUGUACAGAUAGAUCGAUUCUAGAGUCAGCUAUAUUUAAAUACUUUUGUAAAGCUGGCGUACGUUGCGGAAAAGUAAUAUAUUUGUAAUAUAUAUAUAUCCACGUUGUGAUAUCCGUUAAAUGAAUUAAUAAAUGUUAUAUCUGCAA